Messenger RNA from Meriones unguiculatus (Mongolian gerbil), 1867 nucleotides. RefSeq names its product RNA polymerase I subunit G (gene Polr1g). The record is from RefSeq and is a predicted model, not a curated record. The transcript is spliced from 3 exons. The coding region runs from base 112 to 1488 and encodes 458 amino acids. Gene Ontology annotation, biological process: transcription by RNA polymerase I. NCBI's taxonomy places the organism in Eukaryota, Metazoa, Chordata, Mammalia, Rodentia, Muridae.
GCCCCCACUCUCCUCGCGACGUGGACGCUCCCGCGUGCGGCUCCGCCCCUGGGGUCCACGUGGUGGGCAGCGUUCCCCCGGCUCCUGCGUGGUGGCUCGUCCGGCGUCGGGAUGGAGGGCGCCCCGGCCUGCGGCGCCGCGCGGUUCUCCUGCCCUCCCCACUUUACGGAGAUGUCCCCAGAAUCGGAUCCCCCACGAUUCUCCUUGGAAACUCUGACAGGUCCAGACACAGAGUUGUGGCUUAUCCGAGCCCCUGCAGACUUCGCCCCACAGUGCCUCAAUGGCCGGCGCGUGCCUCUCUCUGGCUCGAAGACUGUUAAGGGCAAACUGGACGGCAAGAAGCACCGGUAUCGAGUGUUAACCAGCAGCCCCCAGGCCGGAGAUGCCAGCAUGUUAGCAUCGUCAGUGGAGGAGGGAGGUAGACUCACGUGCGCCCCAGCCCCCCGUGGGAGCUUAAGGAUCAUGGAGGGUCCUCAAGAAUAUCUUAUCUCUCGGGUCCCCCUGCAGCCGAUCCCCACAAGCCUCCCGCCUCAGAUCCCUGCUGGCCUGCGGCCUCGGUUCUCUGCCUUCGGAGGCAGCCUUCCAGUCCCUGGGCCUGGGUCAGCCUUGGCUCUGAGGUCACCCACUUCAGGAAAGAGGAAAAAGAAAAAGGGCACAGAGGCCUCAGCUGCCCAGGAGGUGGUAAACGGGCAUGGGGCCAUGGAGGUGGACCCAGCCGGGGGUGACCUAGGAACGGAAGUGAGGAAGAAGAAGAAAAAGAAGCAUCGGGUAGGUGAGGUAGAGAUGAUGGAGGCCGAGGCGAUGGAGCAUCGGGUAGGUGAGGUAGAGAUGAUGGAGGCCGAGGCGAUGGAGCCCUUGGCAGAGUUGGCAGAGUUGCCAUUCCCAUCUGCCACCAGCAGCAAAAAGAGGAAGAAGUUCAAAGCAGCAGAGACACUCCAGCUGGAAGAGGAUCCAGGGCACACAGAACCUGCGGCUCAAACAGAGCCUCCUGAGGGGACUGUCCUCUCCCCCACCAAAAAGAGAAAGAGGCUAAAGGAGGCAGAAGUGGACAGCACCAUUGUGGACCCUCAGCCGCAGGAACCCCAGGAGGAGACCAUCCUGCCAACACCCACAAAGAGGCGGAGGAAAGAAAAGAGGCAGAAUUUGAUGAUGGAGCCAGAGAUGGGCCUCCCUGGAGUGAUCACGGAGCCUGACAUUUCAGAACAUGGGCUUCAAACUGAGGUAGCUCCUGUGUCCCCCAAGAAGACAAAGAAGAAGAAAAAGGAAAAGUGGCUGGACCAGGCACUGGCCUUGGGGGCAGAGGUGACAGAAACUGUACUUCCGGCCAACCCUGAGCCCCAGGUGGCUCCAGCACCCAGCAAGAAGAAGAAAGAGAAAGGACAGAAGGAAACAGAGCCAAGGUCUGAGGUGACUGACAGAAUAGAUUCUGAGGAACCUGAGGCCAGGACAGGUCAAGGAUCCACCAAGAAGAAGAAGAUGGAUCAGUAAAGUGGAGUGCAAGACACCGUUCCCCACUGGGAGAUGUCUCCCACAGGACAGGAGAAGAAGCAAAAGAGGAAGCUUCAGCAGGAGCCCUAGUAACGCUGUGGGGAAACCGAGGAACUGGCAGGCUGAGGUGAGCCCAGGAAGGCUGUCAGAAAUUAAUGGCAGAGACAAUCCCUACCCUCAAAGCCGACACAGGAGCACAUCUGGCAGGAGCCUGGGCAUGGAAUGCUUUAUUGUGACACUGGCCUUCGUGGCAUCAUGUCAAUGCGGAGCUCUGAGGAAGGGUUCAUGGAGGACAUCGAAGAGCCUGCGGGCCUGAGGGCGAGGGGGGAAGGGAGCUGGUCAUUAAAGGCGCUGUUUGGUUUGCCUGCUCUGCUUGGAA